AAAGUUCAAUGGCCAAUCAAGAAAGUCGAAACUCUGAUUAUUUCGUUUGUCAUGGUUAAGUUCUUAGGUUAUAUCGAACAGCACAUUAUUUUUAAGUUUAUAUUAUUUAAGGCUGUAUAUUUCGGCCGUUUUAAUAACUAAUGUGUCCAUAAUUGACCAGUAAACGUAAUUAGUGUGUAAUUAAUCUAUAAAUCGGUGCUCUAAUUGAAAUAAGUCGUUUUUGUAAACGUGUGACUUGAAGAUUUUUUUUUUCGUGCGUACGCCGAGACCAUUUUCGUCAUCCAAUAAAGAGUCAUAAGAAAGUAAAAAACUAAGAUGGAGGAAGAUGAGCGAGGCAAAUUAUUUGUUGGAGGACUAUCGUGGGAAACCACGCAAGAGAACUUACAACGUUUUUUCAGUCGAUACGGUGAAAUUGUCGAUUGUGUGGUGAUGAAAAAUAACGAAACUGGCCGGAGCAGAGGUUUCGGUUUCGUUACAUUUGCUGAUCCAUCCAAUUUGAACAUCGUAUUGCAGAAUGGACCGCAUUGUUUGGAUGGCCGAACGAUAGACCCGAAGCCGUGCAAUCCACGUACGCUUCAAAAACCACGCAAAGGUGGUGGCUUCAAGAUUUUCCUUGGCGGUCUACCAUCGAAUAUUACCGAAACGGAUUUGCGACAUUUCUUUAAUCGGUAUGGCAAAGUGACCGAGGUCGUCAUCAUGUACGAUCAGGAGAAGAAAAAAUCCCGCGGCUUUGGAUUUCUUUCGUUUGAAGACGAAGGAUCAGUAGACUCCGUCACCCACGAGCGCUACAUCAAUCUGAAUGGAAAGCAAGUCGAAAUCAAGAAAGCUGAACCCAGAGACGGUGGCGGCGGAUACAACAAAAUGGGCGACUCGAGUCAAUGGGGCCAUCAUCAAGGACAACCAAUGGGCAUGGUACAAGGACCGAAUGGACAAAUGGGCGGCCCACCGAUGAAUAUGCAUGCACCGAACAUGAUGACUGGCUAUCAAAAUUGGGGAACGUCACCACAACAACAAAGCUACGGUUACGGCGGUAACAGUGCUCCGAAUUCGUAUCAAGGCUGGGGUGGACCACCACCACAAGGCGUCCCACAAUGGAAUAACUACGGCAAUCCGCCACCAACGCAAGGUUACGGCGGCUACGACAUGUACAAUUCCUCAUCAGCACCGAACGCAUCGUCCGGCGCCAAUUGGAGUUCAUGGAACAUACCGUCGAACAAUGGCGGCAGUGCAGCCGCAUCUGGUCCCGAUAUGUACAAUCGUUCGCAAACGUGGACCGGCAAUCAAUCGGCCGGUGCGCCAGGAAUGCCACGCGGUGGACCAGGAAACAGUGCCUCAAAAUCGGGUUCCGAGUACGAGUACAGUGGGUACGGAUCGGGAUACGAUUAUGACUACACAAAUUAUGGUAAGGAUCAAGGUAGUGCAACGUCGUUCGUGCCGCGAUCGUACGGUGAAACGUCAGCACCGGCACAGUAUCCGCCGUCCCAAGCAGUUUAGUGAAAUAUUUUUUAGACAAAUUUCAAGAAAAGAAAAAUUACAAAAAAA
This is a messenger RNA of Bradysia coprophila, 1542 nucleotides long. It is a transcript of the gene Hrb27C, whose product is annotated as Heterogeneous nuclear ribonucleoprotein at 27C. Gene Ontology annotation, molecular function: mRNA binding. NCBI's taxonomy places the organism in Eukaryota, Metazoa, Arthropoda, Insecta, Diptera, Sciaridae. The record is from RefSeq and is a predicted model, not a curated record. Gene Ontology annotation, cellular component: cytoplasm. Gene Ontology annotation, biological process: regulation of translation.